AUGAGAGGUGGGUAUCCCGGUGGUUUGUGGAUCCAGCGCAGCUGGAGAGGUGGGAAUCCCACUGUGCAUGGGUCCGGUGCAGGGCUGUGGCCUGGAGCAGUCCUAGGGACAGAGAGCCCUGCAGAACAGAGCAGUGGCUCUGCAGGCCUACAGAGCUUGAAUAUGGCCUUAGAUCACUGGUUUGAGAUUAUUUCGGACUUUUUAAUAUAUGAACUUAUGGCUGUCAACUUUCUUCUUCGGACUGCUUUGCUGUGUCCCAUAAGUUCUAGAGGUGUCUUAUUUGUUUCACAUUCCAACAAAUUUUCUUUUUUCAAAAGGGUACUGAACAAUAUACAAACAAAAAAUGUUACACUUGUCUCAGAAUUCCAUCUGAAGGAACUCUCAGAGGAUCCAGAUCUGCAGCCCCUUCUCUUUGGACUGUUCCUGUCCAUGUACCUGGUCACAGUGCUUGGGAACCUGUUUAUCAUCCUGGCUGUCAGCUCUGACUUCCAUCUCCACACCCCCAUGUAUUUCUUCCUCUCCAUCCUCUCCUUGGCUGAUAUCUGUUUCAUCUCCACCACGGUCCCAAAGAUGAUUGUAAAUAUACAAACUCACAGCAGAGUCAUCUCUUACAUGGGCUGCCUGACACAGAUGUCUCUGUUUAUCAUCUUUGCAUGUAUGGAUAGUAUGAUUCUGGCUGUGAUGGCCUAUGAUAGGUUCGUGGCCAUCUGUCACCCUCUGCAUUACUCUGUGAUUAUGAACCCUCGAUUCUGUGUCUUCUUAGUUUUGGGGUCUUUUUCCCUCAGCCUGUUUGAAUCCCAGUUGCAUGAUCUGAUUUUCUUACAGCUUACAUGCUUUAAAGAUGUGGAGAUUGGUAAUUUCUUCUGUCAUCCUUCCCAGCUCUUAAACCUCACUUGUACUGAUGGCUUUAGCAAUAGCAUAAUCAUGUAUGUUAUUGGUGUCAUACUUGGUGUUUUUCCCAUAUCCGGGAUCCUUUUCUCAUACUAUAGAAUUAUUUCUUCAAUUCUGAAAAUUCCAUCAUCAGGUGGGAGGUAUAAAGCCUUCUCCACAUGUGGAUCUCACCUGUUAGUUGUUUGCUUAUUUUAUGGGACAGGACUUGGGGAAUAUUUUGGAUCUGUUGUUUCCUGUUCUUCCAGAAAUAAUUCAGUGGCUUCAUUGAUGUACACUGUGGUCACCCCUAUGCUGAAUCCAUUUAUCUACAGCCUGAGGAAUAGGGAAAUUAUUAGUGCUCUGAAGAAGCUUCAGAAUAGAAUAGUCUACCCUCGGGUUGUUUGGCAUCCAUUUAGAAU
This is a messenger RNA of Castor canadensis (American beaver), 1289 nucleotides long. The record is from RefSeq and is a predicted model, not a curated record. Lineage: Eukaryota; Metazoa; Chordata; Mammalia; Rodentia; Castoridae.